Messenger RNA from Pogona vitticeps (central bearded dragon), 1361 nucleotides. Its product is annotated as serum amyloid P-component. The record is from RefSeq and is a predicted model, not a curated record. Gene Ontology annotation, biological process: innate immune response. NCBI's taxonomy places the organism in Eukaryota, Metazoa, Chordata, Lepidosauria, Squamata, Agamidae. Gene Ontology annotation, molecular function: complement component C1q complex binding.
AAACUACAUUUUAGGAGGCAAAGAGGAGAGGAGAGGAGGUUUUACAGCACACUCUGCUCCGUAGCUGCCUCCUUUUGACAGAUAACGAAAUGGAGACGAUGUUAGGAAACCUCUUCCUUAUACUUGCUUCCCUCGCAGGAGCUUUGGCGGAGACAGGCUUGGAUGAAAAAGUCUUUGUAUUCCCGAGGCCCUCCGACACGGACUAUGUUCUUCUCAAGCCUUCCCUAGAAGCGCCGCUGCAGCAUUUCACUGUGUGCCUCAGUUUCUUCACGGACCUGGAGCGCUCGUUCUCCCUCUUCUCGGCUGCUUCUCCGCAACACGACAACGAGAUCCUCGUCUACUUCAUCGCUCCGAAUAAGUACGAGGUCUGUGUGGGCGGCUCGUGCAUCGCUUUCCGUGUACCCAAAAUCACAGAGGAGACCAGCAGCCGCUGGGAAACGGCCUGCGCGACUUGGGAGUCCACGACAGGGAUUGUUCAGUUCUGGAUCAAUGGGCAGCUCUUGCCCAGGAAAGGAGUGGCCAGAGGACACUCGAUCCCAGCAAAUCUGGUGGUCAUGAUAGGGCAGGAGCAGGACUCCUUCGGGGGGUCUCUGGAUGCUGGGCAGUCCUUUGUUGGGGAAAUGGCUGAAGUUUAUAUGUGGGACACAGUGGUGCCUCCCGAACAGCUGAGAAGAAUCAGGAGGGACACGAUGCCCACGCCGCUGGUGGACUGGACAGCACUGAAAUACGAAAUAAAAGGCUACGUGGUAAUAGAGCCCACUUUGCAAUGAGCCCUAGAAGCAGGGAGGGCAUCCUCCGUUGAACCGGUUAGGUCGGCACAAUGAGUGUGCUGGAUGCAACCUACCCAGUUAGCGAGGACUGCCUGGAAGCUGUUUUUCUACUCUGCUUGGGACAUGCAUUUGCGUCUGACCCCAAAACUUGCCAACAUCCCUGGUUUUCUCUGUAGGAUCUUUGGUUAAGUGGCGUCCAUUAAUUAGAAUACACUUUUCUUUUGAAUUUCCUUGAUCGUUGUUAUCUGGAGGUACAUCAUAUUCAUUACAGCAGUGGUCCCCAAUCUUUUUAACACCGUGGACUGGUCGAGGAAGGCGGGACACCCCCCCACCACACUUGCACGCAUGCGCAAAGGAGCGUAUGCACUCACGAAGGCACAGGAGCACUUACGCACCUGUGCAAGGGGCAGGGGGCACUCCUGGGCACUCAUGCGCGUGCACGAAGGGGUGGGGGGCAUUUGCACAGAGGUGCGUGCAUGCGUGAAGGGGCUGUGCAGGGAGGAGUGCAUGCGGAAGGCGUGGGAGAUCUGUGUCCAUGGCCCGGUCUGACCCAGGCCAAGGACCAUCACCGGGCCGUGUAAUGCAGGGGUU